AUGUCGUGCUACCUACACCAGUGCCUCCCUCCAGUCUACCAGAACUCCAUCCCCAUCAAGUACUCACCAGUAUAUACUGCCAGACAUCUGCCAGUGCCUACCUGGCACUCGACACUAUGCACACCACAAUAUGUGACCCCCUGCAUCCCCCGGCAGCGGAUCAUGUCCUCCAGCUUCUCCCACCAGCAGAGUGUGACCAAGUGUGUGCCACGGCUGCAGUAUCAGACCAAGUGUGUGCCACAGCAGCAGUGUGUGACCCAACGCAUCCAAGAGCAGCCACGUAUAACUCGGUGUGUGACAACCUGCGUGCCACAGCAGCAGUGUGCAACUGAGGGCAUGCUGCAGCAGCCUAGAGUGGCCAAGUGUGUGCCACAGCAGCAGUGUGCAACCGAGGCUGUGCCACAGCAGUGUGCAACCAAGUGUGUGACCGCCUAUGCCCCGCAGCAGCAGUGUGAGACCAGAUGUGUGACCACAUGUAUGCCACAGCAGCCGUACCUGACCAAGGCCAUCCCGCAGCAGCAGUGUGCAACCAAGUGCAUCCCACAGCAGUGUGUGACAACAUACACCCCGCAGCAGCCAUGUGCAACCAGGUGUGUGACCACGUGUGUCCCACAGCAGCGUGCAACCAAAUGGGUAUCGCACCGCUUUGUGACCUCUUCUGCCCCACAGCAGUGUGCAACCACGUACGUCCCACAGCAGCGUGCAACCAGGUGUGUGACCAAGUGUGUCCCACAGCGGUGUGACAGUGAUGGUGCUACCAUUUGUAUCCCACAGCAGUGUGCGACCAAGUGUGUGCAACAACAGCAGUGUGACACUAAGUGUGUGCCACAGCAGCAGUGUGCCACCAAGUGUGUGCCACAGCAGCAGUGUGCCACCAAGUGUGUGAGACAGCAGCAGUGUGCCACCAAGUGCGUGCCACAGCAGCAGUGUGCCACCAAGUGCGUGCCACAGCAGCAACGUGCCACCCAGUGUGUGCCACAGCAGCAGUGUGCCACCAAGUGCGUGCCACAGCAGCAGUGUGCCACCAAGUGUGUGAGACAGCAGCAGUGUGCCACCCAGUGCGUGCCACAGCAGCAGUGUGCCACCCAGUGUGUGCCGCAGCAGCAGUGUGCCACCAAGUGUGUGAGACAGCAGCAGUGUGCCACCCAGUGUGUGAGACAGCAGCAGUGUGCCACCAAGUGCGUGCCGCAGCAGCAGUGUGCCACCAAGUGCGUGCCGCAGCAGCAGUGUGCCACCAAGUGUGUGCCGCAGCAGCAGUGUGCCACCAAGUGCGUGCCGCAGCAGCAGUGUGCCACCAAGUGUGUGCCGCAGCAGCAGUGUGCCACCAAGUGUGUGCCGCAGCAGCAGUGUGCCACCAAGUGUGUGCCGCAGCAGCAGUGUGCCACCAAGUGUGUGCCGCAGCAGCAGUGUGCCACCAAGUGUGUGCCGCAGCAGCAGUGUGCCACGCAGUGUGUCCCACAGCAGCAGUGUCAGUCAGGUGGAGUGAAAAUUUCAAGCCACGCUAAAAAGUACUGCUCUGCCUCCAAAUGGCCCUGGUAA
Molecule: messenger RNA, 1539 nt
Organism: Pezoporus flaviventris
Lineage: Eukaryota; Metazoa; Chordata; Aves; Psittaciformes; Psittacidae
Product: keratin-associated protein 10-11-like
Exons: 1
Coding region: 1-1539 (512 amino acids)
Source: RefSeq, a predicted model, not a curated record